Molecule: messenger RNA, 2151 nt
Organism: Andrographis paniculata
Lineage: Eukaryota; Viridiplantae; Streptophyta; Magnoliopsida; Lamiales; Acanthaceae
Product: probable serine/threonine-protein kinase At1g01540
Exons: 8
Coding region: 447-1889 (480 amino acids)
Biological process (GO): protein phosphorylation
Molecular function (GO): protein kinase activity; ATP binding
Source: RefSeq, a predicted model, not a curated record
GAGCAACUCUCUGAACGACACCCCUUCUCUCCCCCUCUCUCUCUCUCUCUCUCUCCCCCCUACUCUCCUCUGACACACUCCGUCGCUGGAAAAUCGCUUUCCGGCGGAAGCCAUUUUCUGCUCGGUUUCUUGCAUCCGACGUCUUCGAUCUCUCUAUUUCAGCCCAACUCGUAAAUCGAAUCUUUUCUGAAUCACAUUUGUCUUCCCACCAAUUGCGCUCUCAUACAUAUAUAUGCGCACAUGAAUGUAUCUCGACGCACUGAGUUUCCCCUAAUUUUUCAGCUCCGCACCGCUGAAGAACCGUCUAACCCAUCUCAAUCUUGUCCUUACAUGCUUUGUUCUUCACCCUUCAGUCACUAGUGCGAGACCUUAUACAUAUUACAGUCUGAUUCUAGAUUGGAGGCACCCAAGUGAUUAAUUUGGCAAGUGUUAAAAGUAGAGCGGAGAUGUCUGUGUUAGAUACUGCGUUUGUGGACACCGAGCUCUCGAAGAAGACCUCGAUCUUUGGGCUACAUUUAUGGGUCGUCAUCGGAAUAGUCGUCGGAGCUGUGAUUGUGAUUUUCCUUUUCCUGAUAUCUCUUUGCAUCACUGCCUCACGCCGCCGCAGCACCGUCAAGGGUAAGCCCAAGCGCCCGGGGUUCGAGAUUACGCCCGUCGUCUCCAAGGAAAUUCAGGAGAUCACACGCGACUCAGCCGCCGCCGAGCACCGCCCACAGCCGGCUGUGCCAGAAAUACAGAUUGAUAUGGGGAAGGUGGAGCACAGAGUGGUGUUCUCUGAUAGAGGAGCAUCGAGUGGUGAGAGCAGGGCUACCAGUGGGGCUGAUACCGGGUCUUAUGGAGGCAGUGGGUCAUUGCCAGAGGUGUCUCAUCUGGGAUGGGGCAGGUGGUAUACUUUGAGAGAACUUGAGGCGGCCUCCAAUGGCUUGUCUGAUGAGAAUGUGAUUGGUGAAGGUGGAUAUGGUAUCGUGUAUUAUGGUGUGCUGACGGAUAACACUCGAGUUGCCAUAAAGAAUUUGUUGAACAACAGGGGUCAAGCUGAAAAGGAAUUCAAGGUGGAGGUUGAAGCAAUUGGCCGAGUUCGACACAAGAAUCUUGUAAGGUUGCUGGGAUACUGUGUUGAAGGAGCUUAUAGGAUGCUUGUCUACGAAUAUGUUGACAAUGGAAAUUUAGACCAGUGGCUUCAUGGAGAUGUGGGGGAUGUCAGCCCGUUGACAUGGGAGAUUCGUGUGAAUGUAAUCAUAGGAACUGCAAAAGGCUUGGCUUAUCUCCAUGAUGGUCUGGAACCAAAGGUCGUCCACCGUGACAUCAAGUCCAGCAACAUAUUACUUGAUCGUCAGUGGCAUCCUAAGCUGUCGGAUUUUGGGCUGGCUAAGCUCCUGAACUCAGAGAGAUCUUAUGUGACAACUAGAGUGAUGGGAACAUUCGGUUAUGUUGCUCCAGAAUAUGCUUGCACUGGUAUGCUGAAUGAGAAGAGUGAUAUUUAUAGCUUCGGGAUAUUGAUUAUGGAGAUCAUUACGGGGAGAUCUCCUGUUGAUUAUGGUCGUCCGCAGGGAGAGGUCAAUCUGGUUGAUUGGCUCAAGGUGAUGGUUGCAAAAAGGGAGGCAGAGGAAGUAGUGGACCCUAAGCUGCCGGAGCGCCCACCUUCAAAAGCUUUGAAGCGUCUGAUCCUUGUGGCUCUUCGAUGUGUCGAUCCUGAUGCCCAAAAGAGGCCCAAAAUGGGGCAUGUGUUACAUAUGCUCGAAUCAGAGGAUCUGCUGUCCCGCGAGGAAAAACGAAUAGGCCGUGAGCCUUCCAGUUCGGUCCGAGAAGAAAACCAUUCACGCCAAGAACCUAUCAGCAAACAAGGCAGCGACCAAGGGGAAAGCAGUAGGAGCCACAACUGGAGAUAGUUUUAUAUGUACUUGGAGGGGUGGGGUACACAAUUUUAUUAUUAUUAUUUUUUUAUUAUUCCUCUGCAUAUUUAUUCGAUUGAUCAUUGGAUCUUGUGCUUUAGCUUAUAUUGAUUGCUUGGGGGUAUUAAUUUAUUUUUGGUCCAAGUAGCUGCCUAGUUAAUGUGUAUCAUUAGUAGUGGUCUGUGAAGUGUACGAUCCAUCUGACUCUCCCGUAACUCCUCUUAUAGAAACUACACAAAAUUGUAAUGUUCCUGCGUCA